Molecule: messenger RNA, 4132 nt
Organism: Papilio xuthus (Asian swallowtail)
Lineage: Eukaryota; Metazoa; Arthropoda; Insecta; Lepidoptera; Papilionidae
Exons: 9
Coding region: 390-3878 (1162 amino acids)
Biological process (GO): regulation of immune system process; negative regulation of transcription by RNA polymerase II; regulation of cytokine production
Cellular component (GO): nucleoplasm
Molecular function (GO): RNA polymerase II cis-regulatory region sequence-specific DNA binding; DNA-binding transcription repressor activity, RNA polymerase II-specific
Source: RefSeq, a predicted model, not a curated record
UUCCAUUUUGUCGUACUUGACUACUUGAUACUACCCGACAAUAAUGAUAAAUGUGGUUACUAAAUAACGUUUAAUUGUAAAAUAACGCAUGAAAAACAAUAUAUGUGCUUUAAAAAUCUGUGCUUAAACAUAAAAAUAUGGCAAAUACUUAACUUUUAUGUACAUUAAUUGAAUAUCUACCAACGCCAUUAGCUCAUACAAGUGUUGUGACAAGUGAAUAUUUCAUUAAAUUGGACUAUAAAACUAUUCAAAUGGAUUAAGUUAACUAAAACGAUGUAGAAAUUGGUUUAUUACUGAAAUAGUAAUGCAUGGUAGUUUCAAAAAAGGAAGGAACGAGAAUGUCAGCGUCAGGUUAACAACUAUAAAAUGAGAGGUUAAAAUCUAACAAUAUGGAAGACAAUUCACAGAUUGCGUUCAACGUAAAUGUCAAAGUGGAAAAAAUAGAGGAUGAAAACACACAAGAAACAAAUGAAAUUAAUGAAAACACUGACAAUAUUUGUACAGUGAACACAAGAGAUAACAAAAAGACAUUCUACACUCAAGUUAUUAGUAUAGAUGAUUCCGAAGAUGAGAAUACUAAUUCCGCUACAGAAGAGUCAAUAUGUAACCGAGAGGAUAAUUUGUGUGAAUUUCCAUCAAGCAGCGGGAUACAUAAUGAAACAAGUAAUGACUUAGAGAAUGAUAAGAAAUUCUAUAUCAUUCAAAAGAAUACGUUACAUACAUUAACAAAAGAAACGAUAUUCAAAGGUAUCGAAGAGCAAUCAAGAUUGUUAGAAAUUAAAUCUGAUUUCCUUCUAAAUGAUAUCAUAAGAAAUUAUCAUCAAAAAUAUUAUAAUCCAACACGAACUAUACAUGAGAAUUUAUUGGAUAAAGCCCUUGAAUUAUGGAAAAAUUGGUAUAAUAAUUUUCCGAGAGUCAGAAAUACACCUGUUUUAUACAAAUGUUACAUUUGUAAUAAAGGAUGGUGGAGAUUAGAUCCGUUCAGACAACAUAUUAUAAUACAUAAACAUCCAAAUUUAAUAAUAACCCUCGAAGAAAUCGGUCAAGAAUCAAAUAUAAUAGCAAGUAUUGGUUUUCCUAAGAAAAAUAAAUUAGUCACAGUGAAUUCAAACUGUUGGAAAUGUAAUAAACCUUUAUGGAAUCAUGCAUUGACUAGAUACUCCCCGGAGAUAUACAGUUGUAAGCUAUGUAAGAUGCAAUUAUAUACAUGUUUGGGUUUAUCUCAACACGAAACAACAUGUAAGGUUAAUUUAAAUGACAGCACAAGAAUGUUAUGUACUAUAUGUACUAUGUAUUAUUCCACUGAAGAUAAAUUAUAUAGGCAUAUGAUUUUAUAUCAUUCACCUAAAUCAGAUGAACCAGCGAUAACGAAUCCUAAAAUAUGUAAUUUAUGCGAAGAGAAGUUUUAUAUAUCAUCAUACCAUGAUUGUCCGAAGCGGCCUAAAUUAUAUAAAUGUCAAUAUUGCUGGAAUAAAUAUAUAUCAAAGACAUUUUUACAUUUACAUAUGUCUAUGAAUAAAAAUUUCAGCACAUGUCUGGAUUGUUUGAAGAAAUUUAAACAGUGUUAUUUAAUUGAACAUUUGUUGCACCAUUCGAGGAAUUAUCAAGUGGUACAAUAUUGUUUAAAAUGUAAAAAUAAUGUGCUUUAUCUUGACAAUGAAUUGUUUUUAACUCAUAUGAUUAAUCAUGGAAAUUCUACGCUAAGAAGACGUUAUACUAUAAAGACGAUGUUACCUUUGAAAUGCAUAAAGGGCGAGAUAGCUGACAAUGUAAUACCGCUACAAAUAUAUGAUAAACUGCUAUAUAAAUAUCUUGCAGAUGUAGAAUAUAUGAAUUAUUCACCAAUUAAAAUAAUUGCCUUAAUAAAGAGGAAUAAAUCAAAACUAUGUAUAGAAGAUUAUAAAAUUAAAAAAACAACAGAGAAAACAUACACAGAAAUAACAAAUGAAGAAAUUCAGAAUACUCCGGAGCAUGAUGAAACCGAGGCAACAGAGACUAACAAUAUAAUUAAAAAUGAUGCAGAUUCUGAUUAUGAACCAGAUAGUUAUGCAAUUGAAACGCAAUUAGAUGCAGAAAUAAAAAGAGAUAUAGAAAUUGAAGAGCAAAUAUCGAAAGUGUUCAAAGCAUCCAAAUGUUAUAAGAAAUUUCUUGAUAAAGAAGCCAGUGAUCCGAUUGAAGAUAUUUAUGACAAUGAUGUUUGUAUAAUUGUUAAAAAUGAAGAAACUUUAGUUAUUUCAGAUUCAGAUGAUGAGAAAACUUUGGAAUUAAAUGAUGGAAAAGAUAAAGGGAAUCCUAAUAUUGAUAUGGAAAGAGUUGGAUCGGAUGUUGAUAUAUUAGAAUCUAAUUUUAAUAAUGUUACAGUGAAAAUAGAAAAUUGUGAUUUUAAUGAAGAGAAAUCUAAUAAUAGCGUUGAAUUUAAACACGAAUAUGUUGAAAGUAUGAAACAUAUAAAAAAAGAAGAUUCCAUAAAAGAAGAAUAUGAAGAUGUAACAGAUGGAGUUAUGGAUUUUUUCAAUGGUGUUAACUUAGAUUUCAAUACAAACGUUAAAUCUGAAACUUGUACGAACGAAUGCGAUAUAGAUUUAAACGAUUGGAAGAUAAAUGAAAUAUCCAGUAUUAAAAAGAGAAAAAUAGUAAAAAAUACAAAAAGAACGUGGAAAUAUGAUUUGACAACUUAUUUUUGCUCGGACUGUACAUAUAAAGGAUGUUAUAAAGACUACAUCAAUCAUUUAACAAGAUGUAAAAAGAAACAUCCUAAUUGUACUUAUUGUAAGAAGACAUUUGACAAUAUCGAUGAAUAUUUAACACAUUUCACGGAACAUAAGUUGAGAUAUCUCUCAUGUCCGCAGUGUUUGAAGAAUUUCACAUUAUUACGUUACCUUAAUAAUCAUAUAAUAUUACAUAUAAACGAAUUAUUCGUUAAUAUACCAAAUGAAAGGGAACAAUAUAUUGAAAAUAAGCCGUAUAUAUGUUUGUUGUGCGAAGAAUUGGUUGAUAUUGAUAAUUUUUUCACACAUUGGGAAUCACAUUUGGAAUUAAACGAGGGUGGUGUUGCGGAUGAAAUGUCAGACGGUGAGGGUGAUAUGAAAAGUAUGAUGUCACCGGAAAUGGUUGAACAAGCUUUAGAAAUCCUAUUGGACAAUGCAAGAAAUAGUAAGAACAAAGUAUGCAUUGUUUGCUCCAAAAACUUUUCAAGGAAGAACGACAGUAAGCGACAUUUGAUUGAACACUUAUUACAUGAAGCCAAAGUGAAUAUAGCUGAAACUAAUGCAAAGUUACGUUGUCCAAUGUGCAACGUGGACAUCCGGGAGUUACCAGCAUGGAGACAGCAUAUGCGGGAUCAUGCUCAACUAAAAGUGUAUCGCUGUAGUUUGUGCCCUAAAAAGUUUUGUGAUUCAAGUAACUAUAGUAAACAUAGGAAAGUGCAUAACCAACAUAAAUAUAUAUGUGAUUUGUGCGGUGGAAAGUUUUGUGCUAAAUCAAGUAUUAUAAAACAUCUCGCGGUCCAUGAACCGAUGAAUCCGAUGUCUUGUACUGAAUGCAAUAAAACAUUGUGUUCAGAAUACGCCUUGAAACGACAUAUGCGUGUUAGGCAUUCGAUGUAUCAGUUUGCUUGUCCCGUAUGUAAAAGGAAGUUCGGUACAUGCAAACAGAGAUGGGAUCAUAUGUGGAAUAAACAUAAAAUAAGAAAGUUCGUAGCGGACUGUCCCAUUUGUAAUAAACAAUAUAGAAGAAUUAUUGAUGUUAAAAAUCAUAUGAAAUCGGAGCAUGGCAUAAAAAAAACUGAAGAUUUUUAUAAAAUAAGAAACUCGAAUGUGCAACGGAAGAAAAAGGCCGUCAACACGGAAAUAACUAAUCUUCCCGCUUGUAGUAAAUAACGAGGUUCAUAACCUAACCUAUUCCUUUAAUCCUAUAUCCUGUAAUCAUUCCGUUUGGAUGUAAUGAAAUAGUUUACUGACAUUCCAUUGUUUUUAAUAUUAUUAUAUGUUUUUAAUUAAUACGAAAGAUAUAUUUAACUAUGACAUUAUCUUUAGCACACGUCUUUAUCAUUUGUUAUGUUUAAAAAUAAAGAAAUAUUAUUUGUUGAUAGACUCAAAAACUACUAAAACUAUUUAAAAAAAACUAUUUAAUC